AUGACCCUGGCCUCCCUUCAUCGCGCCUCUCUUUUCACCGUAGACAAGUACGCCGACAAUGUCAUCGAUUCCGGACUGUAUCUCUUCAACAUGCAUGGGCUUCGCUAUUCUAUGGCGGAAAUCGGAUGCCAGGCUCCAACACUCACGUGCAUCCGAGCGGGCAAGCUCUACGCAAGACUCAAAGGCGGGGAGCAUGAGAGAAGAUACUGGUACCAGGUGGACCAGGUGAUGCGUUAUUAUACGAUGGAGCUUGCGCUUACUGAGGCCAAAAAGAAGGAGGUCGCAAACAAGAGGGCAGCGGAAUUUCUAGAAUAUGGCAAGCUAGGACCUACCACUCUCAUCGGAACAAGCAAAAUCCUUGGUAAAUACCUGGUCGCUGUCGACGGUGGUUUCUUCUUGGAGGUCGUGGAUCCGACCUUCUCCGCCUUCACUCCCACACAAAUGAUCAACAAUCCAGAUCCCUACUUCGACAGUUACGGCCCUUUCCCUCGACCAACUCUUCCUGGAAUUCCUGCCCCAACGACAAUUACGCCGCUGCUACUUCGCGAGAAUCCCGCCGCAGAGCUGGCCGAAAGCCCUCCCUUUCUAUGGGCCUCCUUUCUGUUUUGUGUUGCCACUUUCUUUUUCUUUGUUUGGUUUGGAAUGAUGGUGGUCGGCUUCCUAUUUCUGAUGUUUACAAGGCUCGGGCGACUUCUAUUAGCUCCACUGGUCAAGCACUCAUCUGCUCCGGCAGCUCACUCUACCCCUCGGGCAGCCCAGUUUGAGACGUUGACGAUUUAUUACCUUGAUAAAGUAGCCGCUAACAGCGGUAGGGAUAACAAUAUUGUAGGGGCGCCAGAUUAG
Molecule: messenger RNA, 843 nt
Organism: Westerdykella ornata
Lineage: Eukaryota; Fungi; Ascomycota; Dothideomycetes; Pleosporales; Sporormiaceae
Exons: 2
Coding region: 1-843 (280 amino acids)
Source: RefSeq, a predicted model, not a curated record